CUGGGACAUCCUCCCCUACUGUAAGUUCUGUUUCUUACCUUCUCUUAAACCGCUUACAAUGCACUGCUGCUUUGUCAAGCAAUGAAACAACAAGUGCUUGACCUGAUUUCACAACUCUACACUCAAGAUAAAGGGAAAAAAUGAAUGACUCCUUGUCAAAUCUCUCUGGAAAUUCAACUUGUGAAGAAGGCACCACAAAUGACUUCAAACGCAUUAUGUACCCUGUAACGUACAUAAUCAUUUUUGUCCUGGGCAGUGCUGGCCACUCUUUAUCUAUCUGCAUCUUUUACAGCCAAUGGAGAAAGCAAAAGAGUUUCACGCCUGUGAACUUGUUAAUGGUGAACCUGUUGCUGUCAGACUUGAUGAUGGUGUGCUCUUUGCCCUUGAGAAUCUCUUUCUACCUACUGGACAAUUGGCCGUUUGGUGAUAUCGCCUGUCGACUCAUCUUUUAUGUGUUUUAUCUCAACAUAUACAGCUCGAUGUAUUUUCUAGUGGCUCUCAAUAUCUUGCGUUACUUAGCGCUGGUAUGGCCAUACCUGUACUUGCGCAUACAGACCACCUGCGUUGCGGCGAUCCUGUGUACAGUCAUCUGGGUGAUGAUGGCUUUGGCCUGCAGUCCGCUGUUGUUCUCCAAGAAAGGAAAACAAAAGGGAAGUCCUCGGUGCCUGGAUCUGUCAACAGAUAACGUGGACAAAUUGCUUUAUAUCAACAAUGUGUCUCUUCUCAUGGGCUUUGUGGUGCCUUUGGUGGUCGUGAUUUUCUGCUCCAUCUUUGUUGUGAAGAGUCUUCUGACGCCCAGUCCUGCACUGGGUAGGACCAGGCCGUGCAGGAAGAAGGCAUGCGCUUUGGUCAUCAUCAGUCUUGUGAUCUUUCUGGUGUGUUUCUUGCCAUAUCACGUUGUACGGACGGUCUUCCUAACUGCCGAGAAACAGCUCAAGAUGAAUGGAAACAAAGACUCAUGUAACUACAUUUGGAUAGUCCGUAAGGUCGCCGUCAUAACACAUUGUUUGUGUACGACCAACAGCUGUCUGGAUCCCCUUCUGUUCUUCUUCGUGGGGGAGAAUUUCAGAUCGUUCUCGGACAAAUUUUUAGGACGGAGAAAAACGAUCAAUGAUAGGACACUGCGACAGGAAGAACUACAGGUUUUACAGAAGUGAAUAAAGAACAGAGGUACCUCAGAGGAACAGAGGAAACAAUGUUUUUACUUUAUUAUUUAGCUAUGAGCAGCCCUUGCAUUUUUUUUACUGUAUGUGGUUGCUUGUCUCCACUGCCAUCAGCAUUGCAUUGCAGAUCAUUUACAUAAAGUUGAACUCUGUCACUGUCAUCAUUUGUUGGCCACUUGUAAAUAUUAAAUAUUAAAUGUGAUGUGACAUCUCGCAGUUUGAAGAUAUUUGUAAAUCUAUUGUUAUGCUCAAUGUGACCGCUGUAAAAAUCCCACCGAGAGUUGAGAGAGCCAGUCACUUAUUUAUUAACUUUACAUACAUUCACUGCACAGCCUGAAAUUUGUGAUCUGAGGUAAAUACUAUUUUUUUAAAGCAGCGUUGUUUGAUUUUAUUCCUCGUUUCAAAUAUAUUGGAAUUGAACCUUGACCAACAGUUUUAUAUUUUGGCCCCCUAAAGCAUGUCCGUCCAAAUUUUAUUAACCUUAAGGGGAUAGUUUGACCAAAAACAAAAAAACUGUCACCAUUUAUUCACCCAGAUGUUUAAAACCUCUAUGUGACUCUUCUGUGAAACACAAAAUAACAUAUUGUUUAAAUGUCUCAGUGGUUUUGUGUCCAUACAAUGGGAGUCAAUGGGGGCCAGUGUAGCUUGGUUACCCACAUUCUUUAAAAUGUUGUCAAAAUGAAAGUCACAGGUUUUGAAUAGCAUGAAUAUAAGAUGACAUUUUUAUUUUUAGUGGACUUUAUCCUUUUAAUGGGAUGGGUGUGGUUGAUCUCUUGUGCUAAUAUCUCUUCAGUCUAUUUCAAUUGUCUUGGCCUUUUUUUUCACAUUUGCCUGCAGCACGUCAUUCUGUGGCCUAUGAAACAUGUUUAACUCUCUUAUAAGAGCUUAUCAGGAAGCAAAAGAACUGUAUGCAAAGUAUGUGGCUUCCUGAAGACACCUGCUUGUCACAGGGUUGGACCUCUAUUUGAAGAUAUGUGAUAAAUAUCUUGGUCACUGUUGUUUUGUUCAUAAGAGGAAGUUUCACAUUUUGAGGAAUUUUGUCUUAAGUUUCCCUCGAUAUCAUUAUUUUACAUCUGCCCAUCCUUCUACUGCAUUUUUAGAUCAACCUGAAUCUUCUUUGGCUUGUUUCGUUGCAAUGAAUCCAACAUCCCGAACAAAGUCAAUGAAUUGGGGUCAUUUGGCACGUGUACUGCACUUGCACAAGUUGGCUUUGCACAAUGGUAAACCAUUGUGCCAAACUAACUUUUUUUCAAGAGAAGAGGAGAUAUAAAAAUAAUGACACCGUUUCCAAGGCAAUUAUGUUGCGUUUGUAGAUCAACAGAUUGCACCGACUGUCAAAAAUUACUGCUUCCUCUUUCAUUUCAUCCUUAAAUGGAGUGUUGUCACACUUACAUAAGCACCUCCCCUUACCAUGCAUCCUGUGUAACCUAAUGGAAAUGCAUCCUCUGAAUUAUAACGCACGGCUGUGUCUAACAUCGCACUGAGCUGCUUAUCGAGAUCUAAUUUUAGGGCAUUAUAAGUACCCGUAACAAUAUUUGUGGUAGUAUCACUGACAUGUGUCUGACACUGACAAGGAGCACAACCGUGUAUGCUCUCAGCUGACUUGUCUAGAUAGUCAGCUCACUAGGUUUUGAAAAACAGCCCAAUUACAUUAUUUCUUGAGCAAUAACA
Messenger RNA from Triplophysa dalaica, 2834 nucleotides. RefSeq names its product cysteinyl leukotriene receptor 2a (gene cysltr2a). The transcript has 2 exons. The record is from RefSeq and is a predicted model, not a curated record. Gene Ontology annotation, molecular function: G protein-coupled receptor activity. Gene Ontology annotation, biological process: G protein-coupled receptor signaling pathway. Gene Ontology annotation, cellular component: plasma membrane. NCBI's taxonomy places the organism in Eukaryota, Metazoa, Chordata, Actinopteri, Cypriniformes, Nemacheilidae. Bases 141 to 1157 code for a protein of 338 amino acids.